AAAAGUUGGUACAAGUGUUAGUGAUGAUUGUGUGACAGAAUUCAAUAAUUUAAAAUUAGGAAAACAAUAUAGAAAUGUAAUCUUUUGAUUAAAUAAAGAUAGAAAUGAAGUAUUUCUUAUAUUGUAUAUUAGAUUGUUGUUGAUUAAAAAGGAGCAAAAACUAGUACUUAUGCAGAAUCUGUAAGUCAUCUUUAAAAUGAAGUAAAUAUAUUCUUUAAUUUAAAAGUUCUGAUAGGCUGUUUAUGAUUAUCAUGCUUAAACAGAUGAUGUUCCACCUAGAAAAGUUGAUAAAUUAGUCUUCAUUUUCUGGUCACCAGAUACCAAUCAACCAGUAAAAUAAAAGAUGGUAUAUGCUGCAGGAAAAGAAGCAUUAAAGAAGAAGUUGAAUGGACUUUCAAAAGAAAUUUAAAUUUAAGCAAAUGAUUCAUCUGAAGUUGAAGAAGCAGAAAUCAAAAUCACUGGAUUGAGC
Messenger RNA from Paramecium sonneborni, 469 nucleotides. NCBI's taxonomy places the organism in Eukaryota, Ciliophora, Oligohymenophorea, Peniculida, Parameciidae. The record is from the annotation of a GenBank genome assembly.